Messenger RNA from Hirsutella rhossiliensis, 456 nucleotides. RefSeq names its product RNA polymerase rpb4 domain-containing protein. Gene Ontology annotation, cellular component: RNA polymerase III complex. Gene Ontology annotation, molecular function: nucleotide binding. The transcript is spliced from 2 exons. Gene Ontology annotation, biological process: transcription initiation at RNA polymerase III promoter. NCBI's taxonomy places the organism in Eukaryota, Fungi, Ascomycota, Sordariomycetes, Hypocreales, Ophiocordycipitaceae. Bases 1 to 456 code for a protein of 151 amino acids. The record is from RefSeq and is a predicted model, not a curated record.
AUGAAGAUUGUCGAGUCUCAGUCGGCUGUCCUCACAAACUACGAGGUCUAUCAGCACCUCACCGAGCAGCGCCAGCGCUACAAGCAAGGGAAGCGCCGCGGGCCGCCCAAUCUGGAAACGGUAGUCCGAGAGUUGCUAGGGUACCUGCGCACUCGACCCAAUCCCCUGAGCCAGGACCCGUCCACCUAUAGCCCAGAAUGCAUCUCGCACCUCCUCGAGGGCCUACGCCCCUACGAACUAUCCAAGGGCGAGGUCGUCAUGAUCCUCAACCUUCGCCCUGCCGACGUCGUCGCCCUCAACACCGUCGUCGAGGACAUGGCUGAGCGCUUCACCGAGGAGCAGCAGCAGGAAAUCGUCGACGUCAUUGCCCAAGUCCUCGGCCAGUUUGAAUCCGACGGGGCUCAGCAAGCUGACGAUGCCGCCGACGCCAGUAUGAAUGACGCCGCAACGGCCUGA